Arabis nemorensis is the source of this 1041-nucleotide messenger RNA. NCBI's taxonomy places the organism in Eukaryota, Viridiplantae, Streptophyta, Magnoliopsida, Brassicales, Brassicaceae. The record is from the annotation of a GenBank genome assembly.
AUGGCUGUCAAUUCAAAACUCUUAUCUCUUCUCUUCCUCUUAGCAACCGUAUCAUCAAUCGUAUCAGCAUCUUUCUCCGAUUCGGAUUCCGAUUCAGAUCUCACCAACGAGCUUGUUUCUCUCCGAUCAACCUCCGAAUCAGGCGUAAUCCAUCUCGAUGACCAUGGAAUAUCCAAAUUCCUCAUCUCCGCUUCAACUCCACGACCUUACUCCAUACUCGUCUUCUUCGACGCAACUCAACUCCACAGCAAAAGCGAGCUUCGUCUUCAAGAGCUUCGUCGCGAAUUCGGCAUCGUCUCCGCUUCAUUCCUCGCUAACAACAACGGAUCUGAUUCAACUAAGCUUUUCUUCGUCGAGAUCGAGUUUUCUCAAUCUCAAUCUUCCUUCCAGCGAUUUGGCGUUAACGCUUUACCUCACGUUCGACUCGUAAGUCCUUUGAUAUCGAAUCUACGCGACGAAUCUGGUCAAAUGGAUCAAUCGGAUUUCUCUCGUUUGGCGGAAUCCAUGGCUGAGUUCGUCGAGCAACGAACAAAACUCACCGUCGGUCCGAUUAAACGACCACCGCUUCUUUCCAAGGCACAGAUCGGUAUCAUCGUAGCGAUGGUCAUCGUCGCGACUCCGUUUAUCAUCAAACGGAUUCUUAAAGGAGAAACUCUUAUUCAUGAUCGUAGGCUUUGGUUAUCUGGUGCGAUUUUUGUCUACUUCUUCAGUGUUGCUGGUACAAUGCACAACAUUAUCAGGAAAAUGCCAAUGUUUCUUCAGGAUCGUAACGAUCCGAAUAAGCUCGUAUUCUUCUACCAAGGAUCUGGAAUGCAGCUUGGAGCUGAGGGAUUUGCGGUUGGAUUCUUGUAUACUGUGGUUGGAUUGCUUUUGGCGUUUGUUACCAAUGUGCUUGUUAAAGUGAAGAACCUCAAUGCUCAAAGAUUGAUUAUGCUUUUGGCUUUGUUCAUAUCGUUCUGGGCUGUGAAGAAAGUUGUGUACUUGGAUAAUUGGAAGACUGGAUAUGCGAUUCAUCCGUAUUGGCCAUCGAAUUGGCAUUGA